Messenger RNA from Mesorhabditis belari, 252 nucleotides. The record is from the annotation of a GenBank genome assembly. Lineage: Eukaryota; Metazoa; Nematoda; Chromadorea; Rhabditida; Rhabditidae.
AUGAUGCGCUUUCUAUUCUGGAUCAUGUUUACCUUUUGGGCUUUCGAUUCAACUACGGCUAAACGGUGUGAACGUGAAGAGUGUGCUCCAUUCUUUUGUCUGAUCAUCUCCGAUAUGUUUGACCGAGAUGGUCUUUAUGUUUGCACCAAAGAUCCAGAUUGUGGGCCAUCAGCUAAGCAAUUUUGUCAUCAUCAAAUGUUACUUGGACGGCAGGCACAGUGCCGUGGAAUUGAUGGAAUCAGCUAUUGCUAU